AUGACUCUAACAGCAACGACAACAACAGCCACUCGACACUCUAGACAGUACACUCUCAAGAGCGACAUGGAUCCAAACGCCGAUAAAGAAGAGCGCAAGCGCGAGUACAAUCGCCUUGCCCAACGAGAAUUCCGCCGGAGGAGAAAGGAACACCUCAAGAAUCUGGAACAAGCACAAAAAGAGCAGAGCUCUGAACAAUCAGAAGAGAUCGAGCGCCUCCGAUACCAAAACGAAGAGUUGAGACGGGAGAAUGAGGCUCUUCGAGCACAGAUGUAUGGUUCAUCGUCUUCGUCCAGCCAUCUCAUGUCUUCAUCAAUGGCUGUCCCCUCUCUCUCAAGCGACACACGACAAUACUCGCUGUCGCCGUCGAUUUCCGGUACGUCGAUUUCCGGCACUGGCAGUCCACCUGCAACGCUCGGUGCGGACAUGAUGCCAAUGGCGGCUCUGUCCAUGUCAUCGUCGAUGCUCCCAUCAUCGAUAAAUGCUUAUGCCGAUCCUUCUGCGUUGUCAUCUCAGCCAUAUUCUAUGGGUUCGUCCGAGAUUCUCGAUCUAGAUCUUCAAUGGGAUCCGCUUUUCAGUCUAUGA
Messenger RNA from Cadophora gregata, 585 nucleotides. RefSeq lists its product as uncharacterized. NCBI's taxonomy places the organism in Eukaryota, Fungi, Ascomycota, Leotiomycetes, Helotiales, Ploettnerulaceae. Gene Ontology annotation, molecular function: DNA-binding transcription activator activity, RNA polymerase II-specific; transcription cis-regulatory region binding. The coding region runs from base 1 to 585 and encodes 194 amino acids. The record is from RefSeq and is a predicted model, not a curated record. Gene Ontology annotation, cellular component: RNA polymerase II transcription regulator complex. The transcript is spliced from 4 exons.